This is a messenger RNA of Eutrema salsugineum, 1642 nucleotides long. Its product is annotated as serine/threonine-protein kinase SRK2C. Gene Ontology annotation, biological process: protein phosphorylation; intracellular signal transduction. Lineage: Eukaryota; Viridiplantae; Streptophyta; Magnoliopsida; Brassicales; Brassicaceae. The record is from RefSeq and is a predicted model, not a curated record. The transcript is spliced from 6 exons. The coding region runs from base 468 to 1493 and encodes 341 amino acids. Gene Ontology annotation, molecular function: protein serine/threonine kinase activity; ATP binding.
CACGUGUCAUUUUCUCCAUCGAUCCUUGCUCACAGUAACAUACAAACGAAGUCAAAAGCAGUGACUCUUGCUCCAAAAGCAAAGCAGGUUCCCAAGAAGAUCAAAAUCCGAAAAUGUGCGAUCGAUCUUAAUCGCUUUGUAUUAUUAUUACAUCAUUUCCCAAAAUUCUGGUGAAAUAACAUCCAAAGGUUUGUUCCUUCUUGUUUAAGUUACCUCUCAAGAUCUCCCUCUCUCUUCAAUAAAUUUAGCUGGUUCUUCUGUCUUCUGAACAAGAACAGAGGAGUUUUGUCUCGAUUCCUCUUACUUCUCUCAGAUUCUCUUACAUACAGACAAACACACACACCGACACACGUGUGUAUUUGAUUUCUUCGUCUUGGCUUCUAUCUAUAAAAAAGUGACAAUCUGUUGCUUUAUUUAAUCGUGAGAGAACAGAGCAUACAUCGAAGCUCUGUUUUGUGUUGCAGAAUAUGGAGAGGUAUGAGAUAGUGAAGGAUAUUGGGUCUGGUAAUUUCGGAGUAGCAAAACUUGUUCGCGACAAAUUGUCGAAAGAGCUUUUCGCUGUUAAGUUUAUCGAGAGAGGCCAAAAGAUUGAUGAACAUGUACAAAGAGAAAUCAUGAACCACAGGUCACUCAACCAUCCCAAUAUAAUAAGAUUCAAGGAGGUUUUAUUGACGGCGACACAUUUGGCGAUAGUAAUGGAAUACGCAGCCGGAGGAGAACUCUUCGGGAGAAUCUGCAGUGCCGGAAGAUUCAGCGAAGACGAGGCAAGGUUUUUCUUUCAGCAGCUGAUAUCAGGAGUUAGUUACUGUCAUAGUCUUCAAAUAUGCCAUAGAGAUUUAAAGCUAGAGAACACGCUGUUAGAUGGAAGUGCAGCGCCACGAGUAAAGAUAUGUGAUUUCGGAUACUCGAAAUCAGGAGUUCUUCAUUCGCAGCCAAAGACAACAGUGGGAACACCAGCUUACAUCGCACCAGAGGUGCUCUCGAAAAGAGAAUAUGACGGCAAAAUCGCAGAUGUUUGGUCUUGUGGAGUCACUUUGUAUGUAAUGCUUGUUGGUGCUUAUCCUUUUGAAGAUCCUUCUGAUCCUAAAGAUUUCCGCAAAACCAUCGCUCGUAUUCUGCGAUCUCACUAUUCUAUUCCUGAUUAUGUCCGAGUUUCAGAUGAAUGCACACAUCUUCUCUCUCGUAUUUUCGUCGCUAACCCUGAAAAGAGAAUAACGAUGGAGGAGAUAAAGAAUCAUUCUUGGUUUCUCAAGAACUUGCCGGUGGAGAUGUCGGAAGGAUCAUUGAGGAUGAACGAUCCGUCUCAGACAGAGGAAGAGAUAGUUUGUGUCAUUGAGGAAGCUCGGAAAUCGUUAACCGGACCUUCUGGACUCUCCGGUGCUGGUGGCUCCGGUGGGAGCAGUAGUGGUGCAAUCGGAAGUAGUAUGGAUCUUGACGACUUGGAUUCAGAUUAUGACGAUAUCGACACUGGUGAUUUCGUUUGCUCUUUGUGACCAUUUUUUUCAUUUGCAUUAACACACAAACGUGAUUAUAAUGUUCUUUCGAUCUUUCAUUUUUUUUUCUAUAUAAAUUUUAAACGCAUACACUGAUUAAUAAAUUAGUGUGCUUUAUGUUAAAAGUAUUAUAUAUUGGACAUUUUUUA